AUGGUCUCGGUCAUCCUUGCACGUUUCCUGCCCACCUUCGGCCCCGCCUGGGUGAACAUGUACGGCUCCACGCGGAAUUACACCCUCAUGGAUGAGCACCAGGAGCUCAACGAGGGCCUGGGCGAGGGCGUCUCCUUCCGCGCCCGGCUCCUGCUGGGCCUGGCCGUGGAGAUCCUGGACACCACCAAUCCCGAGAUCAACAGCUCCACUGAGGUGCAGGUGGAGCAGGCCACGGCGGUGGCUGACAACUGCAGCGGGAAGAUGGAGGAAUUCUUCCUCUUUGGAGCCUUCCUGGAGGCCACCAUGAUCGACAGGAAGAUUGGGGACAAACCCAUUAACUUUGAGGUCACCAUAGGUAACUAUGGCAACCAGGUAGAUGGCUCCAGCAAACCCCUCCUGAGGAGGAAGAAAGAGGGAGGGGAUGGGGACGAGGAGGAGUCGGAGCUGCUCCAGAAUUCCAGUGACGAUGAAGGUGGCGAGGAUGGAGAGCUGGUUUCUGUUUCUUCAUCCCAGCCCAUGAAGCCCCUGAUCACUGACAGGAAUUACUUCCACCUGCCCUACCUGGAGAAGAAGCCCUGCAUCUACAUCCGGAGCUGGUGGCAGGACCAGCGGCGCCGGCUCUACAACGCCAACAUCAUGGACAAGAUCGCGGACAAGCUGGUCAGGGUUUUGCGCUUCCUGACCUUGGCUGACAAGGACCAGCACCACUCGUCCCGCACCAGGCUGGACCGGGAGAGGCUCAAAUCCUGCAUGCGGGAGCUGCUCCCCGGGAAGAGGGGCUUCGGCCCUGCUGGCUGGACAGUCCAGGCCAAGAUGGAGAUCUACCUGUGGCUGGGCCUCAACAAGCAGCGCAAGGACUUCCUCAGUGGCCUCCCCUGUGGGUUUGAGGAGAAGAAAACCCCCCGAGGCCAAAACCUGCCCUCCUUCCCACCCAUCAGCCUCCUGUACACCA
Passer montanus (Eurasian tree sparrow) is the source of this 952-nucleotide messenger RNA. Its product is annotated as otoferlin-like. The transcript is spliced from 8 exons. Gene Ontology annotation, biological process: synaptic vesicle priming; plasma membrane organization. The annotation marks the transcript as partial. The record is from RefSeq and is a predicted model, not a curated record. NCBI's taxonomy places the organism in Eukaryota, Metazoa, Chordata, Aves, Passeriformes, Passeridae. Gene Ontology annotation, molecular function: AP-2 adaptor complex binding; calcium ion binding. Gene Ontology annotation, cellular component: synaptic vesicle membrane; presynaptic active zone membrane.